This is a messenger RNA of Wasmannia auropunctata (little fire ant), 484 nucleotides long. RefSeq names its product collagen type IV alpha-3-binding protein-like. The transcript has 2 exons. Gene Ontology annotation, biological process: ER to Golgi ceramide transport. Lineage: Eukaryota; Metazoa; Arthropoda; Insecta; Hymenoptera; Formicidae. Gene Ontology annotation, molecular function: phosphatidylinositol-4-phosphate binding. The annotation marks the transcript as partial. The record is from RefSeq and is a predicted model, not a curated record. Gene Ontology annotation, cellular component: Golgi apparatus.
AUCGAGAAAAUUACGAUGGAACAGCUGCACUAUGCUCGGCUCGGCGUAGGCGGUGCGGGUGGUUGGCAACUGUUCGCCGAGGAUGGUGAUAUGCGGAUGUACCGACGGGAGGAGGAGGCCGACGGACUGGUCGUGGACCCUCUCAAGGCGUGUCACGUCGUCAAGGGGGUGACCGGUCACGAGGUCUGCGAGAUAUUCUUCAGUCCCGAAUACAGAAGCGGUUGGGAAGCCACUCUGGAGGACAUGGCGAUCGUCGAGAACAUUUCCAAGGACACGCUGUUAUUUCUGCAAACGCACAAACGUAUCUGGCCGGCGAGCCAGCGGGACGCGUUGUUCUGGUCGCACAUACGCCGGGUGUCUGAUGAUCAGGAUCGCGACGCUCACGAUCUGUGGAUAGUCUGCAAUCACAGCACUGAACAUCCCGAUCAUCCACCGAACGCGGGUAAAUGCGUGAGAGUCUAUCUGACAGUUUGCCUCGUAUGCC